Adineta ricciae is the source of this 774-nucleotide messenger RNA. The record is from the annotation of a GenBank genome assembly. NCBI's taxonomy places the organism in Eukaryota, Metazoa, Rotifera, Eurotatoria, Adinetida, Adinetidae.
AUGUCAAUUCAUUCACAACAAUCAAUUCAAGUUUCAUGCCGAGGAACGAUGAAAUUCAUAAGAAACUUCACUAAUUUAACUACAGUUGCCGAUGUAAUCCAUGCGUUGCUUGAUGAUCUAUGCGAAAAUGAAUAUUUUUCUAUAAAUGAUUGUUGUUUGUACAUUGAACAACAGCCACACUUGAUUCCAUUGAAAAUGACAGACUACAUCGUCGAAAUUCUUUCACAAAACUCACCAAAUGUGCGUUUCAAAUUAUCAUUCAAGCGAACUUCGUCACCGUCACGUUUAGCUCAACGAAAAAAACUCCUUCGUACACCAAUCGAACAGCCAGCAUUGAUAAAUCCCUACGAACGUUUGCGAAUGCAAGAAAUCUUAAUCCAAAAACAACAAGAACUUAUCAAUCAGUUAACCAAAACAUCGACAAGACAUUCGCGACGAGAUGAAUAUCAUCACGCAAUUCAGAAUCGUGAAGAACCGACUCGAUCACUUUCACAGGUUCGAUUUCGUCUGACUCAAACUCAUCAGGAACCUCGGAUAUCGUCGCCGUCGUCGUUAACGGAAGUGAAAAGUAUCCUGAAGAAACCAUCGAUUCAACGAAGUUCAAGUCUCGAUCGAGAUAUCGAUCAACUGAUAUCAUUGAAACCCGGAGAGAACAGUUUGUGCACACUAGAUGAUGAUAAUCUUUCCGACAAAAGCACCACGGAUUCGUGUCUAGGUUCAUUAUCGUCGGAAGACGGUGUUUAUCAUUGUCAUGCAUUAGAAACACUUGUAUAA